Molecule: messenger RNA, 649 nt
Organism: Naegleria lovaniensis
Lineage: Eukaryota; Heterolobosea; Eutetramitea; Acrasida; Naegleriidae
Exons: 1
Source: RefSeq, a predicted model, not a curated record
AUGAAUGCCCGCAACACGAGCCUUAUUUCAUUACGACUACUGCCAUCAUCAUCAUCAACGUCGUGGCCAGAAGAGAGAGAAACGGGCUCUUUACAUUCAUCAUCAAAUCAUGUUCCAAUUUCAACAGAAUCAUUAACAGAAAAAUUUUUAAUGAAUUCCAAUUCAACCUCGGCAGUGAUGAUGGAGAAACAAUCAUCAUGGAAGAGUCCAACCACCACCAACGCGUGCUACAGUGAUGAUACAAGUGGUAAUUACAAUAAUUAUUUUCGUAAUUUAAAUGAAAUUCGGAAUGGCCAUACAUUGGGUGGAAGUAUUUCUGUUUUGAGUGGAAAUUACACGAAUUAUUCUUCUCAACAGAAUUGUCAUGAUGAAACACCAAGGAUUUAUGAGGAUGUUUGUGUUUGUUCUCCAUUAUCAUCAUCAACAACACCUAGCAAAUUCACAGAAUAUCCCAAUAAUGAUGAGGGCAUAUCCAAUUCAUCAUUUCAACAACAGAACCAUCAUGGAACUAUUCGCUCCAGUCUAUCAUCACCACCACCCUCUUCACACAACAAUAAUCAUUCCACUCCAACAGAGCUCAUUGUCUCGGCAGCAUCCGCAAAUUCUACUUCAUCACCAACAUCUCAAGUGUUUUAUUGGACACUCUCCA